Loa loa (African eye worm) is the source of this 330-nucleotide messenger RNA. RefSeq lists its product as hypothetical. The record is from RefSeq and is a predicted model, not a curated record. Lineage: Eukaryota; Metazoa; Nematoda; Chromadorea; Rhabditida; Onchocercidae. The transcript is spliced from 2 exons. Bases 1 to 330 code for a protein of 109 amino acids.
AUGUUGCUAACAACAGCAUUUUGUUUACUAAAUCUUCCCAGUCAUUAUCAUAAACAAAACAAAAUUAAUGAUGCAAAAUGUUGGAUGGAACAAGAUGGAAAAGGAAUGCAUUGUAUAUGUUCGCAAAAUUUUUGUAAUCAAUUACGUGAUCGACGUAUUCCAAUACAAGGUAAUAUGCCGCUUAUAAAUGCAUCUAUGAUGAGGUAUAAUCCAUUGAUUGAUUACGAUUACACUAAUGAAAAUGAAGCUGAUUUCACUUUUGAUAUGGCGCAUCUGCAAAAUCAUGCAAAUAUAAUUGCUAAUGAUCCAUUAUCAUCGAAUGGUAAGUAG